AUGUUAAAUUUUAAAAAUGAUAAUAAUAGAAGUAAACAUAAUGACAUAGAUGAUCUUUAUGAAACACCUGUUAAUAUAAAAAAUAAGCAAAAUAAGCAAAAUAAGCCAAACUUCAAUAACUAUAAAACGUGUACAAUGGAGACAUGUUUUGAUUUUACCAAGUGUUACAAUGACUUUCUCGUUUAUGUCUAUCCUCCUGAACCAUUAAAUUCAUUAGGAGCUCAUUCCCCUGCUAGUCCAAACUAUCAAAAAAUACUCACAGCAAUAACAGAAUCAAGGUACUACACAGCGGAUCCAGAUAAAGCAUGUAUAUUUGUGUUAGCAAUCGAUACGCUUGAUCGAGACUCUCUGAGCGAAGAUUUAGUUAGGAAUGUUCCUUUACGAUUACAAAGGUUACCAUACUGGAAUAACGGAAAAAACCACGUAAUUUUUAAUCUUUAUUCAGGAACUUGGCCAGAUUAUCAAGAGUUAGGUCUUGGCUUCGACACGGGACAAGCAAUUCUUGCCAAAGCUAGCAUGAGCAUUCAAACAAUACGACAUAAUUUUGAUAUUAGCAUCCCUUUAUUUCAUAAACAUUUUCCCCAACGAAGUGGGGGGACAGGAAUGGUAACAGCAAAUAAUUUUCCCUCAAAUAAAAAGCAUUUACUGGCCUUCAAAGGAAAGCGUUACGUUCAUGGCAUAGGUUCUGAAACAAGAAACUCUUUGUUUCACCUUCAUAAUGGGAGAGAUAUCGUAAUGGUGACGACUUGCAGACAUGGCAAAAGUUGGAGAGAACUUCAGGAUGGCCGUUGUGAUGAAGAUAAUCGUGAAUAUGAUCAUUACGAUUAUGAAACUCUAUUACAGAAUUCAACAUUCUGUCUGGUUCCUAGAGGGAGAAGAUUAGGAUCUUUUCGAUUUCUUGAAGCUUUACAAGCGGGAUGUAUACCUGUGUUGCUUUCAAAUUCAUGGAUACUUCCAUUCCAUCCACAUAUAGAUUGGAAACAAGCUGUAAUAUGGGGAGACGAACGAUUGCUUUUACAAAUUGUAGAUGUUAUAAGAUCUAUAAGCCCUUCAACAAUAAUGAGAAUGCGACAGCAAAGUCAAAUAUUGUGGGAACAGUACUUUAGUUCAAUAGAAAAAAUUAUUUUUACUACUUUUGAAAUAAUCAGAGAAAGAAUUCCCGAAAAUCCUUUUAGAAAUGGACUCACAUGGAAUACAUCACCUGGAGCACUUUUAACUUUACCCACAUUUUCGGAUACACCACAGAAUUUUCCAUUUUUACUUGACCUAUUUGGAUAUCAACCAAAGGAAAACUUUACUGCAGUUAUCUUUGUUCAGAUAGGACAAACUUUAGGUCCAUCGUCGGCACUUUUUAAACUAGUCAAGAGUAUAACAAAAAGUCAGUAUGUUAAUAGAAUAUUAAUAUUGUGGGCUUCAGAUCAAAAAUUGCCACCAAGGAAAAAAUUUCCGUCAACAGGGCAUGUUCCACUUCAUAUUGUGUCAUCUUUGAGUUCUCCAUUAACUUAUAGUGAGAAUGAUGAAAAUGAAUCUCGUCCAAGUAUAUCACAAAGAUUUCAACCACAUUCACUAAUUGAAACUGAUGCCAUAUUAUCUUUAGACGAAGAUGCCAUUUUAAAUACUGAUGAGAUUGAUUUUGCAUUUAAUGUGUGGAAGUUUUUUCCUGAGAGAAUUGUGGGCUUUCCAGCAAGAGCCCAUUUUUACGAUGAUUCAAAGAACAGUUGGGGCUACACAUCAAAGUGGACAAAUUAUUAUUCAAUCGUGUUGACAGGGGCUGCAUUUUAUCAUCGCUAUUACAAUUAUGUUUACACAAAUUUUCUUUCUCAUUUACUCCUUAAAACUGUCCAUCAAUCUUCAAAUUGUGAAGAUAUUUUAAUGAAUAUGAUGGUAUCUCAUAUUACGCGUAAACCUCCAAUUAAAGUAACUCAGCGGAAAGCAUACAAAGAUCGAGAAAGUGUUAGGUCUCCAUGGAAUGAUCCUGACCAUUUCAUUCAACGCCAAAGUUGCCUCAAUACAUUCGCUGCAGUCUUUGGAUAUAUGCCUCUUUUAAAGUCUAACAUGAGGCUGGAUCCAGUUCUUUAUAAGGAUGCUGUUUCAAAUCUUCGUAAAAAAUACCGACAUAUUGAACUAAUAGGAAACAGAUAG
Clunio marinus is the source of this 2142-nucleotide messenger RNA. The record is from the annotation of a GenBank genome assembly. NCBI's taxonomy places the organism in Eukaryota, Metazoa, Arthropoda, Insecta, Diptera, Chironomidae.